Coturnix japonica (Japanese quail) is the source of this 1635-nucleotide messenger RNA. Lineage: Eukaryota; Metazoa; Chordata; Aves; Galliformes; Phasianidae. The record is from RefSeq and is a predicted model, not a curated record.
ACUUCCGUUUCCGGCGUGAUGCAGGAAGAGAGACGCUUAAUGGCGGCCUAGGCGGGUGGGUUGUGUGUGUUCGGAGAUGGCCGUGUCCGAGUGGCACAUCGCGGUGAAGCUGGCGGACCAGCCCUUGGCCCCCAAAUCCAUCUUACGGUUACCUGAGACCGAGCUCGGGGAGUGCCCGCUGGGGGGGUGCAGCAUCUCCCACCUCAAGCAGCUGAUCACCGGGAAACUGCAAGAGUCCGUCCCGGACCCCGAGCUCAUCGAUCUGAUCUACUGUGGCCGUAAGCUGAGGGAUGACCAGACGCUUGAUUUCUAUGGCAUCCAAUCUGGUUCCACCGUUCACGUCCUGCGCAAGUCCUGGCCUGAGCCUGAUCAGAAACCAGAGCCAGUAGACAAAGUGGCAGCGAUACGGGAGUUCCGUGUCCUUCACACAGCCCUACACAGCAGUCCUGCUUACAGAGAUGCGGUGUUCAAAAUGCUGGGGAACAAGGAGUCAUUGGAUCAGAUCAUUGUUGCUACUCCUGGCCUUAGCAGUGACCCAGUUGCUUUGGGCGUCCUGCAGGACAAGGAUCUCUUCUCAGUGUUUGCAGACCCCAACAUGUUGGACACGUUAAUACCGGCUCACCCUGCACUUGUGAAUGCCAUUGUCCUUGUCCUGCACUCGGUGGCAGGCAGCACCCCACUCCCAGCCCCAGAGACAUCCUCCCGUGGCAUGUCCUCUGGCUCCUACCGUGACAUGCCGGGUGGCUUUCUGUUUGAAGGUCUCUCUGAUGAUGAAGAUGACUUUCACCAGAGCACAAGGUCAACACCAUCCAGCAGCACUUCUGGUUCUCGCCCAGCUUCCCUUGGUUACUCUGGGGCUGCUGGACCACGACCAAUUACCCAGAGUGAGCUGGCAACUGCAUUGGCACUGGCCAGCACACCAGAGAGCAGCUCCCACACACCAACUCCUGGUACCCAGGGUCACUCCUCUGGGACCUCCCCUAUGUCAUCCAGUGUCCAGUCAGGAACACCCAUCACCAACGACCUCUUCAGCCAGGCCUUGCAGCAUGCCCUGCAGGCCUCAGGGCAGCCCAGUCUGCAGAGCCAGUGGCAGCCACAGCUUCAGCAGCUACGAGACAUGGGUAUACAUGAUGAUGAACUAAGUCUCCGGGCCCUGCAAGCUACUGGAGGGGACAUUCAGGCUGCCUUAGAGCUUAUCUUUGCUGGUGGGGCUCCGUAGCUCUGGGCAGGAGGGGCUGGACCACCAUGUGGCACUGCUAUUCCUUGGUCUGGGACUCAACCCCAAAGCUCUCUAGGGAAUGGAGCAGCUGAAGUGGCUGCUUCUAUCCGUGCAGGUGGGUUGUGGGCUCCUGUUUGAGAGCACGGGGCAAUCUGAGGACAGUUCCUCCAGCUCCUGUGAUCUCUCUCCAGCCUUCUCCUCAUUCUGACCACCAUUAUUGAGACCUCAAAGCCUUGAUCAGCACGGAUUAAAACGCAACUGUGUGUGCUGGGAAGAUGUAGCACGGUUCUGCAGUUAGAUCUGGUGACCUGCUGUACUAUCGCCUGCUGUUUCAUUCCUGCCCACCUGGCACGUCUCCUUUUGCUGUUGUGGUCUCUCCCUGUGUUUGACUGUAUUAAAUGGACUGUAUCCACUUG